CCGGAGCACUUCUUCUGCGCACAAUGCGGAGCGUUCUUUGGCCCUGAAGGUUUCCAUGAGAAGGACGGCAAAGCCUAUUGUCGCAAAGAUUACUUCGAUAUGUUCGCCCCCAAAUGUGGUGGCUGCGCCCGGGCCAUUUUGGAGAACUAUAUCACGGCCUUGAACACCCUCUGGCACCCUGAGUGCUUCGUUUGCCGGGAAUGCUUCACCCCAUUCAUCAACGGCAGCUUCUUCGAACACGACGGGCAGCCCUACUGCGAAGUGCAUUACCACGAGCGCCGUGGCUCGCUCUGCUCCGGCUGCCAGAAGCCCAUCACGGGCCGCUGCAUCACCGCCAUGGCGAAGAAAUUCCACCCGGAACAUUUCGUCUGUGCCUUCUGUCUCAAGCAACUCAACAAGACGUUCAAAGAGCAGAAUGACACCUAUUGUCAGAACUGCUUCCUGAAACUCUUCUGUUGAGGUUCACCUCGCCACCAUCCAUGGUGUCUUCUUCUCCUGCCAGGAAACCCUCGCCUUGUUUUUUUGUUUUUUGCUGCCGGGUCGUCCCCCGUCCAGCAACUUCAGCGGGUUGAUGUAGGAGAGGAGGAGGAAGAGGAAGUGUGUGUGUGUGUGUGUGUGAAUGAGAUGCUCGCAGAUGCUCUAGGAAGGUGGAGGAUCAUCCAGAGAAAAGAGGCAACAGGGGACUAUGGAGGUUGGAUCUUCUCCAACGUCUCCUCCGUUGGAGAACAUGGGGACCACACCUCCCGGAAUUCUGAGCCAGCUUCGCUUUUUUGGGGAGCUGUUGGGAUGCUAAGAUGCCAAGGUUUGGAAGAUGUCCAAGAAGUCCGAAGAGAUAUUUGAGUAGGAAGAUGGGACGUUAUGACGUCUGAGAGACACAAAGGACGUUGGGGUGGCUAUGGUGGACAUGGGGUUAAGGAGACAAACGGGGAAUAAGAGUUGCCUCCAAGGAAGGUAGAGAGCUGGACUCUCCAAUUUUGGCAAUGUUUAAGACUUCUGGACUUUCACUUUCCCCAGAAUUCUCCAGCCAGCCACAGGGAAUUCUGGGAGCUGAAGC
This is a messenger RNA of Thamnophis elegans (Western terrestrial garter snake), 1054 nucleotides long. RefSeq names its product paxillin (gene PXN). Lineage: Eukaryota; Metazoa; Chordata; Lepidosauria; Squamata; Natricidae. The record is from RefSeq and is a predicted model, not a curated record. Gene Ontology annotation, biological process: transforming growth factor beta receptor signaling pathway; substrate adhesion-dependent cell spreading; endothelial cell migration.